AGGAGAAGCAGGAAAGAUGGCGAUCAUGCACUAGACCGGGCACACGCAUGAGACACAAAACAACUUUUAGGAACGUCGCUUUUCUGGACGACCCCCAGGUAUUCUGGAUUUUUCAGGGAGUCCUUGGUGAUGGAGGUGCUACAGUGCGAUGGUUGUGACUUCCGGGCAGAAUCAUAUGAUGACCUAAAGGCACACAUUCAGGAUGUCCACACAGCUUUCCUGCAGCCCACAGCAGUCAGUGAUUCUUUCAGCCACAUGGAAGAUGAAGAGGAUCUUGCUCCUUUAAACUGUGAAUAUGGAUCACCCAGUGAACAAUCAGGCCAACAUUCCUUUGACUCUGGGCACUUUUCAGACUCAAACCAAAUUAAAUACACUCUAUCAGCAAAUAUGCUGACCAAGCCUGCAAACCAUUUUUUCCAGUGCAAGUUCUGUGUUCGCUAUUUCAGAUCAAAGGCUCUCCUAAAUGAACAUACCAGGAAAGUGCAUGGCAUCUUAGGUGGUACUUCACUUAGUGAUAGAUGUUCACCUGGCUCCCAGACUUCCAAGCAGUCAAAUUACAGAAUCCCUAUGCACGAUGGUUUUGGAAAAGUGUUUUCUUGCCAGUAUUGCACGUAUAAAUCUCCACGUCGAGCCAGGAUUCUAAAACACCAGAAGAUGUAUCACAAAGGCAGCAUGCUCAGCUCUUCAGCAUCUCCACCUGAGAAUGUUACAGAGUCUUGCUCUAGUGAAAUGCCAUCUGAAGAACUCUGCAGUGACCUACCUGGGGAAGUGGUUGACCGUAGUGUUUUGGAAUCAAUGGUUAAACCUUUGACAAAGUCCCGUGGAAACUUUUCCUGUGAAUGGUGUUCUUACCAAACCUUCCGUCGAGAACGGUGGUGCGAUCACAUGAUGAAGAAACAUCGCAAUAUGGUGAAAAUAAUGUCAGCAGUUCACCAGCAUCAAGAGGAAGGGGAAAGUGCUGGUUCCUUAAGGUCUGACUCACCAUCCUCACCUAGAAGCACCACCAAUUCCAACAUCUUAUCAGAUAGCCUAAAUGGAAAUGAAAAUUCUUCAGUGAACAGAGGAGCUUCUGGAAAUACUGUACUCAAUCUCACUUCUGGGCAAACCAACAAAAUUUCAUGUUAUCAGUAUUCACAGGCUAAAUCUAAAGUACCAAACAGUACAGCAUCAUCAGUUUUAUCUGAAAGAUCAACAUUUGUAAUGUCAGACAUAUCAAAUUCUGAUAUGGACAUAGACACAAACAUCACAGUAAAUGAUUCCCAAAGUAGCUCAGAUGAUGAACUUGUGGACUUGGAUGAUGCAAAUACCACAAGCUCUGUACUGAAUGAAGAUUCUGCAAAACUCCUUCUGUCUGAAGAAGAUAAUAAAAUGCUGGAAACAAAAGGAAUACCAUUCAGGAGGUAUAUGAACAGGUUCCAGUGUCCUUUUUGUUCAUUUCUCACCAUGCAUCGGCGGAGCAUAUCUCGUCACAUUGAAAACAUACACUUAUCUGGCAAGACAACUGUGUACAAAUGUGACGAAUGCCCAUUCAUUUGCACAAGUCUUCUCAAAUUAGGUACUCACAAGCAAUUUCACAUAGAAGGAUCACCAGACUGGGACCAUGUAGACUUACAAAAUGAAAGCCCUGAUGUUCAACAAGAAGUAUCAGAACCAGUUAAUGGAGAAAGUGUCAUCACAAAAAUUAAUGGCAAAAACACGGGAAAUGAAGUCAACCAACAGAAUCCUCACCGGUGCACUCUCUGCACAUUUUCCACAACUACACUGAAAGGCCUCCGUGUCCACCAACAACACAAGCACUCUUAUUGUGACAACAUGCACACAUCAAAUCUUGAAGCAUCAUUGAAUGAGCAGCAGGACUCUGAAUCAGAAACAAACAACUCUUCAAACUUUGUACAAAAAACUCAGACAUCAAUUUUAGGAUUUUCAUCCAAAAAGCACUCAGUAAACAAAAGUGCAAGGAAGUCCAUUAAUGAUCUUCCUUUGGAUCUUUCACCAGCUAAGAAAAGGACAAGAAUAGAUGAAAUUGCCAAUAACCUUCAAAGCAGGAUCUGUCAAAGCAAGCAGCUAGAGGACACAGUAAUCAACUUGGAGGAAAUUUAUGAUGGUGAAGAGGAGGAUGAGAACAAUGCUGAAACAGGUGUGUGUGAAGGGACAGAAAGUGCUCAAACUGAACAGGGAAACCACUACCAAAAGCAAAAAAUAUAUAUGAAUGAAUCGGUGGAUUCUCAAAGGGACAGCAUAAUGGCACCAAGGAAACACAGCCUUCAGUCAAAAUUUAGUUCAAGACACAUUCCAGCCCAAGUUAUUAUCUCAGAUGAUGAGGAAAAUGAGAAUGAUAUUGGUGUUUCUACAGAAUCAAAAACUCUUCAAGACAGAGGUAGCCAAGACAGCAGAGAUGCUUUCCAGGAUAAUCUUGAUUACAGUGAAGAUGCUGGAAUGCUGUUUUACUGCAAACACUGUGAAUACCAUAACAAGUCUGCCCGCAGUGUGAGCACUCAUUAUCAGAGAAUGCACCCAUAUAUUAAGUUUAGCUUUAGGUAUAUUCUUGAUCCAGAGGAUCAAAGUGCUGUCUUCCGUUGCUUGGAAUGCUAUGUUGAAUACACAAACUUUGAUGAACUUAAUCAACACUACAUGGAUCAUCACCCUGAGGCCAUAAAUGUUCUCAACUUCAAUCAGUCUGAUUUAGUGUACAGGUGCCGUUUUUGCUCAUAUACCAGUCCGAAUGUUCGGAGCUUGAUGCCUCAUUACCAAAGAAUGCAUCCAACAGUGAAAAUAAAUAAUGCCAUGAUCUUCUCCAGUUAUGUGGUUGAACAGUCUCAGAAAGGUGCUGAAUCACAAACUCUGAGAGAAAUUUUAAACUCGGGCCCCAAAAGCUUUUGUACUUCAACCAGUGUAUAUACGUCAUCAGUCCAAUCUAGUCCUGUUCACAGAAGCCUCUCAAAGAUGCAGGAGUCGAACACAGAAGCAGAAGGUCUUAAAGAAACAAUGGAUAACAGUAUUGUGGUCUAUGACUGUGACAUCUGCUCUUUUGCUAGUCCUAAUGUGCACUCUGUAUUAGUUCACUAUCAAAAGAAGCACCCAGAGCAAAAAGCUUCUUACUUCCGUAUUCAAAAAACCAUGAGGCUGAUCUCCAUGGAUAGGUGUCAGACUUCAACUAAUAAAUCUUAUGGUCUAAAUGUACCUAAUAUCUCAAAGAACUCAAGUCUGGUUCCUUUUGAAGUCGAUGAAGAAAUUUACUACUGCAAACACUGUGUCUACAGCAACCGCUCUGUGGUGGGUGUUCUCGUACAUUACCAAAAGAGGCAUCCGGAAAUAAAAGUGACUGCCAAAUAUAUCAAGCAUGCCCCUCCUUCCCCUGGCUUAAUGAAACUCAUGGACGAGUUACAAAUUGCACCACCGAAGCAGUUUUUAAACCAGUUCAGCAAUGGAAUAGAUGUGUCCAGUGCUUCCUACCCUGGUCCUGGAGGAGACAAAGGGGAGGUAGAAAUGCUUUUCUUCUGCCAACAUUGUGACUAUGGAAACCGCACAGUUAAAGGUGUGUUGAUUCACUAUCAAAAAAAGCACAAAGAUGUAAAAGCCAAUGCUGACUUGGUUCGCAAGCAUACUGCUGUUGUCCGAAGCCAGCGAGAACGGGCUCAAAUGGUUCAGUCUGGAAACAUGUCUGGAAUACCCUCUACAUAUGAUUUGGACAAAACUAAGGCACUUCGAUCCUUAAAAUGCAGACACUGUUCUUACACCUCUCCAUAUGUGUAUGCUUUGAAGAAGCAUCUUAAGAAGGAUCACCCUACUGUCAAGGCCACAGCUAUGACCAUUUUACACUGGGCUUAUGAAGAUGGCAUUUUAGAGGCUGGAUAUCACUGUGAAUGGUGCAUCUAUUCCCAUGCUGAACCAAGCGGGCUGCUUAUGCAUUACCAAAGACGUCACCCAGAGCACAACGUUGACUAUACAUAUAUGGCCAGCAAGUUGUGGGCUGGUCCAAAUGCUACUUCCUCCCAGCAAGUGGAAAAUUUGGACUCUAAACUCUACCAGUGCAGAGAUUGUGCCUUUGAGGCUUGUUCCAUCUGGGAUAUCACUAACCACUACCAAGCUGUGCAUCCCUGGGUCAUCAAAGGAAAUGAUUCUGUGCUCCUGGACAUUAUAAGAGGUAACCAAACAGCAGAGCAAAUGAGGAGUCCUACUGACAAAGGGCCAGUCACUGGAUCCAGUCCAUAUAACAACAAUCAUCUUGUGCAUGAUGAGGAGUCAUUCGACAUUACAGGACAGUCUGCAGAAGUUGUCCCUCAGCUGUCCUUUGCCAGUACUUCCAUUUCAAAUAAUCCAUACCAAUGCACUGUUUGUCUUUCUGAAUAUAACAGCCUUCAUGGACUGUUAACUCACUAUGGCAAAAAACACCCAGGCAUGAAAGUCAAGGCUGCUGACUUUGCACAAGAAGCAGACAUCAAUCCUGGUUCAGUUUAUAAGUGUCGGCAUUGUCCAUACGUGAAUUCUCGGAUACAUGGUGUGCUUACUCACUACCAAAAGAGGCAUCCACUGGUCAAAGUUACUGCUGAGGAUUUUGCUGAUGACAUUGAGCAAGUUAUUGAUAUUAAUGAAGGGGAAGAGAAGUCCAAAUCUCAGAGACAAGGAUAUGGUGCUUACAGGUGCAAGAUGUGUCCCUACACUCACGGAACUUUAGAAAAACUGAAAAUUCAUUAUGAAAAGUAUCACAAUCAGCCAGCUUCAGAUAUGUUUGCCCCUUCCCUUGUAAAUAUCAAUAAAGAUGAUACUGUUGCUGAGUGCAGCAGCACCAGUGUAGAUGAAGUACAAGACAUUACUGACUUUCAGCUGGCACUUGCUGAAUUUCCCAUUGACAAAGGAGAAAAACAUGCUGUGUUCAAGUGUCAGCUUUGCAAAUACUUCUGCUCCACUAGGAAAGGUAUUGCUCGCCAUUAUCGCAUCAAACACAAUAAUGUUCGGGCUCAGCCUGAAGGAAAGAACAAUGUCUUCAAGUGUGCGCUCUGUUCCUACACAAAUCCUAUUCGUAAAGGUUUGGCAGCACACUACCAGAAGCGACAUGACAUUGAUGCAUACUAUACACAUUGCUUGGCAGCCUCUAAAACCUUUGGUGAAAAGCCAAACAAAGUGGUGGUACCUGUUUCCUCUCAGGCCAGUGGACCUAUACUGAGUGAGGAGCUGAGACUGGCUGUGGAAAGGAGGAAAUGUUCUAUUUGUACUUUCCAAACAUUCAGCAAGAAGAGCAUUAUCUCACAUUACAUUAAGAGACAUCCUGGGGUAUUUCCUAAAAGACAGCACUCCAGCAAGCUUGGGCGCUACUUUACUGUAGUCUUUGCCCAGGAGCCAGAGAAACAAAUUCCUGUGGAGAAGGAGAACCAUACUGAGGAGAAGUUGGAGGAAGAGGUGGAGGGGGAUAUGGAAUGGCUGCCAUUCAAGUGUUUAAAAUGUUUCAAGCUGUCUUUCAACACAGCAGAACUGCUCUGCAUGCACUACACAGACUAUCACAGCCAGAAAUUCAAGCGGGACUUCACCACCCUUCUUGGUCCUACACAGGAGGAGGGGACAGAAUGCUAUGAAUGUUCCCACUGUGAGCUCAAAUUCCUUGCCCUUCAAGAACUCAGCACCCAUCUGACUAAUCACAAUGAAGAGUUCCAGAAGAGGGUCAUACGAGAGGAGAGAAUAAGGCAGCUUUUAAGUAAGCCUAAUGCACCAGAGCACCUAGAGGCCAAGGUGGAGAAGAUCAACAAUGAAUCACACAAAGUCCCGAUUGGCUACAGGUGUAACUUCUGUGUAGAGGUUCACCCGACUUUGAGAGCCAUUUGCAAUCACCUGAGGAAGCAUGUUCAGUAUGGAGAGGUCAAGGCAGGGCACAUGAAGCAGGAAUUAAUAGAAGACACUCUGACCAUCCCAGGGGAGAGUGUGAUGAACUUGAAUGUGGCCAACGGGGCAGGCAAGGAUCCAGGCCUUGUGGAGACAAGUAUAGCAGUUGCUCCUGUCCAUAUCCCCUCUCCCAAUGUGGCGGCAGCUCCUGUGGGCUCGGGUCAGGAACCUGGGGGAGUAGCAGAGGGAAGGCCGAGGCUUGGGAGUACUCACUCCUGCAGCCAAUGUGGGCGCGUGUUCAUGUCUACACAGGGCCUCCGCUCCCAUGAGAGGAGCCACUCUGCCACAGCACUGUUCUCACGUGAUGACAAGUACAGCUGCCAGUACUGCCAGUUUGCAUCCCCCUUCAGGCACAACUUGGAUCGGCACAUUCAGUCCCACCACGGUCACCACAAGCCUUUCCGCUGCAAGCUGUGCCCUUUCAAGUCUGCUUACCUGAGCCGACUGAAGAACCACCUGCACAAAACACAUGGAGGUGAGAACACGUACAAAUGCUUGUCCUGCCCCUUCUCCACGAUGACCAUCAGCCAACUAAAGGAGCACUCUCUAAAGGCUCAUGGGGAGACCCUCACCCUUCCCAAACUUCGCGCUGCUACCCACGCUGCCCUCCGCAACACCAGACUAACCCAGAACAGUGACCAGCCUCUCCCUGUUCCUGAAUCUCAGGAACCUACAUAUUUGGAACUCCCAGAUGUCCAGCAGCAGCUCAGUCACCAUCAGCUGGGAUCCCACAAUCAGGCUACCUCCAGCCCACCUCUCUCAUUGGGAAUGGAGCCCCGGCUUGAUGGGGUCCUCACUUGUGAGUUUUGCGACUUUAGCUCGGGAUACAUGCAAAGCCUGCGCAGGCAUUACAGGGAUCGCCAUGGUGGCAAGAAGCUCUUCAAGUGCAAGGACUGCUCCUUUUUUACAUGCCACAAGUCAACGUUGAUUGUACAUGUGGAAGCUGGACACACCACGGUUCAUGAGGACAAUCCUCAAGAGCUGCACUGCCCGCUCUGCCCCUAUCAUACUGAACACAAGAGCAAUAUGAUAGACCAUAUCGUCCUACACAGUGAUGAGCGGAUAGUACCGCUGGAGGUCAGCCACUCUUCGCCGUCCUGCCACCUGCAGGGUGUGGUUUUCCGCUGUCACGAGUGCACCUUCAGCUGCUCCAACGAUGAGGCCCUGCAGCUGCACGUGUGUGAGCAUGGCGAGCGAAAGCCCUACACGUGUCAGUUGUGCUACUAUGACAGCAGGCAGCGCCUGGACCUGGAGGCACACCUGCGAGACAAGCACAAGGUGAUCCGAAACUUCGAGUUAGUUGGACGCGUUAAUCUUGAUCAGCUAGAGGCCAUGAGAGAGAAGCCCAGUAGCUUAAGCAGUGCUGAGGAGGAAGGAGACCUUGAGGAAGAGGAGGAGGGUCAUGGCAGUGAGGAUGUAGAGGAGACUGAGCAGCCUGAGCCAGAUGCACCCACAUCGCCAAGUAGCAGGAUGUCUGGCUCUGAUGGGAGACGCAUUUCCUGCGAAUUUUGCGGCCGCACUUUUACCCACAGCGCUGAGUGGGAACGCCAUGUUCUCCGACAUGGCAUGACUGUUGCCUCUGUCAAGAAGGAGGACAGCCCCACCCAGAUAUCUGCUUCAGAGUCUGAGAUGUGCUCCACAGAUAUGGUGGUGCACAGUGAUGGAAACCUUCCUGUUGCUGCCAAGAGUGCGGAGUGUGGAUACCCUCUAGACCUGGCAAGAAGGGAAGUGAUAAAAAUGGAGGACAAUGAAACACCUCAAACCAAAAACAAUCCUUAGGAAAAUAACGUACUAUGGCUUUUGUACACAGUGUAUGUGAAAAUUUGGAUUUUUAGUGUGGAGAGGAGACAAAAAA
Scleropages formosus (Asian bonytongue) is the source of this 7729-nucleotide messenger RNA. It is a transcript of the gene znf462, whose product is annotated as zinc finger protein 462. Gene Ontology annotation, cellular component: nucleus. NCBI's taxonomy places the organism in Eukaryota, Metazoa, Chordata, Actinopteri, Osteoglossiformes, Osteoglossidae. Bases 130 to 7653 code for a protein of 2507 amino acids. Gene Ontology annotation, biological process: positive regulation of transcription by RNA polymerase II. The record is from RefSeq and is a predicted model, not a curated record. The transcript has 13 exons.